GUAACGGCGGUGCUGAACAAGAUGGCUGUGCGGCGGGUUACGAGAGGCUGACAAGACGAAAAAUUCACCGUUUUUCCCAGCAGAGCAGUGAGCUCUUAUGUAGGAACGACACUCUAGACAGUCUACUUUAACACUGUAACUAGUUCCUCGUGUUAUAUUUGUUUGGUGAGCUCUUAUUUCGAUCCGAAACAGGGCGGUCUCUCCAAUCUCGGCGUCUCUAAUCUCUGAUUUAACGCGUAAAAGCGUUCAAUAUCCUUCUGUGUCUGUAAAGCAGCAAAACAGCCAACAUAGAUUAUAAACCACUGAAAGAGAUGUCACUGCUGUGUGUUGGAGUGAAAAAAGCAAAGCUAGAUGGACCGCAAGAGAAGUUCAACACCUAUGUGACACUUAAGGUGCAGAAUGUGAAGAGCACCACUAUUGCUGUGCGAGGCAGUCAGCCAUGUUGGGAACAGGACUUCAUGUUUGAGAUUAACAGGCUGGAUCUGGGCCUGACUGUGGAGGUCUGGAACAAAGGCUUGAUCUGGGACACCAUGGUGGGCACGCUGUGGAUCCCUUUAAGCAGCAUUCGCCAGUCCAAUGAGGAAGGGCCGGGGCAGUGGAUGACUUUAGACUCCCAGGUCAUCAUGGCAGAAAAUGAGAUCUGUGGCACCAAAGAUCCAACUUUCCACCGCUUGCUUCUGGACACACGCUUUGAGCUGCCUUUAGACAUUCCAGAGGAGGAGGCUCGCUACUGGGCCAAAAAACUGGAGCAGCUAAAUGCCAUGAGGGACCAAGAUUAUUCAUAUCAGGAGGAGCAUGAGAGACCACUUCCAGUGCCAUCAACACAGUGCUGUAAUUGGAGUCUGUGGGGAGACCAACAAAAUGAUGAUCCAGACAGUGCAGUGGACGAUAGAGACAGCGAUUACCGCAGUGAGACGAGCAACAGCAUCCCUCCUCCCUAUUACACCACAUCCCAGCCCAACGCCUCCAUGCACCAGUACCCCAUUCGCCAUAUGCACCGCGGCUCCCGCUAUGAUGACAUGCAAGACUAUGACUACGAUAACCAGAGAGCUAUGAGUCCCACUGGGUCCAGUCGAUACGCUUCAUCAGGUGAGCUGAGCCGUGGUAGCUCACAGCUCAGUGAGGAUGGCGAGAGCUUCCGCGGCUCCGGAGAGUUCUACGAUGAGAACGACUCCUACCACUCAUGCCACUCCUCAGUCAGCUACGGGAAAGAGUCACCUGGCUGGGACCACGACGAGCCCCAAGGAGUCUACAGCGACGAAGGUAGCUACGUCAAAGAUGGCGGAGAGGAAGGUGCGCUGUAUGAGGAUGAGGAUGGUGACUUGUACGAGCAGGAGGAAGGGGAUUACCCAUACGAGGAGGAAGAGGGAAUGGGCUUUGAGGAGGAUGAGGAGUUGUAUCCUCUGGAUGGCACACUUAGUGAGGAGCAGGAGCCCCCAUAUACACCCACCCCAACCAGUGUGGCUCCCUCGUUAGCUCGGGAGACCUCCAGCUUCAGUCGACCACCUUUGGAGAAGCAGACAUCGCUGCACCAGCAUCAGCCCCCACAGGCCGAACCUCAGUUCCGGCCCACAGAUUCUCUCACAGAGGCUGUGCCAAAGCAGCAGAGCUUUGAUGACUUCAGCAAACCUGCCAAAUCCACCGCACCUACCUCUGAUCUGGAGCCCCUUGGUCCCGCAGCACCAUCACUCACACCUGCAGCAAAACCUGUUGGAGCUACAGAGGAGCUGAAGCCUCCGGUUGAGCCUCCAGUCUCUGAGCACCCAUCUGAAGCCCUGCCCGAGAAAACGGAAGCACCUCCAGAAAGUGUGGCAAAGCGAGAUGAGGUAGUGGAUCCUGCUGAACGUGCCAAGGCCAACUGGCUGCGACUCUUCAACAGGGUUCGGCUUCAACUGCAGGAGGCCCGAGGCGAGACUCCUGGACUGGCAUCACUGUUUCUACAAGCAGGGCCUGGAGGAGCUCUGUACACCAUAGACAGUAUGCCAGACUUGCGUAAACGCAAGGCCAUUCCUCUGGUUCGUGAUUUGGCAAUGUCCCUCGUCCAGAACUCUCGGAAGGCUGGAAUCACCUCGGCUAUGGCCUCCAGCACUCUCAACAAUGAGGAACUGAAGAGUCAUGUGUAUAAGAAGACCCUCCAGGCUCUGAUCUACCCCAUUUCCUGCACUACUCCCCAUAACUUUGAGGUGUGGACGGCCACUACACCAACAUACUGCUACGAGUGUGAGGGGCUGUUGUGGGGUAUUGCCCGACAGGGUAUGCGUUGUACUGAGUGCGGUGUCAAAUGCCAUGAGAAGUGCCAAGACCUGCUCAACGCUGACUGUUUACAGAGAGCUGCGGAGAAGAGCUCUAAGCACGGUGCAGAGGAUCGGACUCAGAACAUUAUCAUGGUUCUAAAGGAUCGCAUGAAAAUCCGCGAGAGAAACAAGCCAGAGAUCUUUGAACUCAUCCAGGAUGUGUUUGGAGUCCCCAAAACCACUCAUGUCACCCAGAUGAAGCAGGUCAAGCAAAGUGUCUUGGAUGGAACCUCCAAGUGGUCAGCCAAGAUCAGCAUCACAGUUCUGUGUGCCCAGGGCCUGCAGGCCAAGGACAAAACUGGCUCCAGCGAUCCCUAUGUAACAGUGCAAGUGGGGAAAACCAAGAAGAGGACCAAGACCAUCUACGGCAACCUCAAUCCUGUCUGGGAUGAGUCCUUCAAUUUUGAGUGCCACAACUCUUCAGACCGGAUAAAGGUGCGAGUGUGGGAUGAGGACGAUGACAUCAAAUCACGUGUUAAGCAGAAGUUCAAGCGAGAGUCAGACGACUUCCUGGGGCAGACUAUCAUCGAGGUGCGGACACUGAGCGGAGAAAUGGAUGUGUGGUACAACCUCGACAAGCGUACGGACAAGUCUGCUGUGUCAGGAGCUAUCCGAAUGCACAUCAGUGUGGAGAUCAAGGGAGAGGAAACAGUGGCCCCUUAUCAUGUCCAGUACACCUGCCUACAUGAGAACCUCUUCCACUAUGUGACAGAUCUUCAGAACAACGGUGUGGUGAAGAUCCCAGAUGCUAAAGGUGACGAUGCCUGGAAGGUCUACUUCGAAGAGACACCUCAGGAGAUUGUGGAUGAGUUUGCUAUGCGUUAUGGAGUGGAAUCUAUAUAUCAAGCCAUGACACACUUUGCCUGUCUAUCAUCUAAGUACAUGUGCCCGGGAGUGCCAGCAGUGAUGAGCACUCUGCUGGCUAACAUCAAUGCAUACUACGCCCACACCACCCAGGCUACCAAUAAUGUCUCUGCUUCCGACCGCUUCGCUGCAUCCAACUUUGGGAAAGAACGCUUUGUAAAACUCCUGGACCAACUACACAACUCUUUGAGGAUUGACCUCUCCAUGUACAGGAAUAAUUUCCCAGCCAGCAGUCCUGAGAGGCUGCAGGAUCUCAAAUCCACUGUGGACCUACUCACCAGUAUCACUUUCUUCAGAAUGAAGGUCCAAGAGCUACAAAGUCCUCCUCGUGCCAGUCAGGUUGUGAAAGACUGUGUGAAGGCCUGCCUGAACUCCACAUAUGAAUACAUCUUCAACAACUGCCAUGAGCUGUACAGCCGCGAGUACCAGACUGACCCGUCAAAGAAAGGUGAGGUUCCUCCCGAAGAACAGGGUCCAAGCAUCAAGAACCUUGACUUCUGGUCCAAACUGAUCACCCUAAUCGUGUCUAUCAUUGAGGAAGAUAAGAACUCCUACACUCCUUGCCUUAACCAGUUUCCACAGGAACUGAAUGUAGGGAAGAUCAGCGCAGAGGUCAUGUGGAAUCUGUUCGCCCAGGAUAUGAAGUAUGCCAUGGAAGAGCAUGAAAAGAACCGCCUCUGUAAGAGUGCUGAUUACAUGAAUCUGCACUUCAAAGUGAAAUGGCUUUACAAUGAGUACUGCAAAGACCUGCCUUUCUUCAAGAGCAGAGUACCAGAGUACCCAGCGUGGUUUGAACCUUUUGUAAUCCAGUGGCUGGAUGAGAAUGAGGAGGUUUCUCGAGACUUUCUGCAUGGAGCUCUGGAAAGGGACAAAAAAGAUGGAUACCAGCAGACAUCAGAACAUGCACUUUUUUCCUGCUCAGUGGUCGAUGUCUUUUCCCAGCUCAACCAGAGCUUUGAAAUUAUUAAAAAGCUGGAGUGCCCCGACCCACAGAUUGUGGGCCACUACAUGAAGCGAUUUGCUAAGACAAUAAGCAACGUUCUGCUCUCCUAUGCCAGCAUAAUUUCCAGAGACUUCCCUAACCAUUGCACCAAAGAGAAAGUGAAUGCUAAAGAUGGUGCUAUAAAGCCCUGUAUUCUGAUUAACAACAUUCAGCAACUCCGGGUACAGCUGGAGAAGAUGUUUGAGGCCAUGGGGGGCAAGGAUCUGAAUGUUGAGGCUAGCGAUAUCCUAAAGGAGCUGCAGGUAAAGCUCAACAAUGUUCUGGAUGACCUGGCCAGGAUCUUUGCCACCAGUUUCCAGCCCAACAUUGAGGAGAAUGUGAAGCAGAUGGGAGACAUUCUGAGCCAAGUGAAAGGCACAGGCAAUGUGCCAGCUAGCGCCUGCAGCAGCGUGGCUCAGGACGCAGACAACGUACUGCAGCCCAUCAUGGACUUCCUGGACAGCAACUUGUCACUGUUUGCUAAGAUAUGUGAGAAGACAGUUCUGAAGCGGGUGCUGAAGGAGCUCUGGAAACUUGUCAUGAACACCAUGGAGAAGACCAUCGUUCUGCCUCCUCUAACUGAUCAAACGGGUACACAGCUAAUUUUCAAUGCUGCUAAGGAGCUCGGCCAGCUUUCCAAGCUGAAGGAGCACAUGGUGCGUGAGGAGGCCAAGGCCUUAUCACCCAAGCAGUGUGCAGUUAUUGAGUUGGCCCUGGAUACCAUCAAGCAAUAUUUCCAUGCUGGAGGAGUGGGCCUAAAGAAGACCUUUCUGGAGAAGAGUCCUGACCUGCAGUCUCUCCAUUAUGCCCUGUCUCUCUACACACAAGCCACAGACAAGCUCAUCAAAACCUUUGUCCAGUCACAGAAUGCACAGGUUCAUGGAGGGAAGGGGAUAAGGUUCACCCAUAGCGAGGAUGUGUACCCCGAAAAGGGCUCUGGGGUGGAUGAUGCCGUGGGAGAGGUGUCCAUCCACGUUGAGAUCUUCACUCAUCCCAACACAGGCGAACACAAGGUCACAGUAAAAGUGGUUGCAGCAAAUGACCUGAGGUGGCAGACGUCUGGAAUAUUCCGACCCUUCGUGGAGGUCUACAUCAUCGGCCCCCACCUGAGUGACAAGAAGAGGAAGUAUGCCACUAAAUCAAAGAACAACAGCUGGGCUCCCAAAUACAAUGAAACAUUCACAUUCACACUGAGUAACGAGGUGGGGCCGGAGUGUUAUGAGCUGCAGGUGUGUGUGAAGGACUACUGCUUUGCGCGGGAGGACCGCACUGUGGGCAUGGCCGUGCUGCAGCUGAAGGAUGUUGCGCCACGGGGUAGUGUGGCCUGCUGGCUCCCGCUCGCCAAACGCAUCCACAUGGAUGAGACGGGCCUGACCGUGUUGCGCAUUCUCUCACAGCGCAACAACGAUGAUGUGGCCAAAGAGUUUGUCAAGCUCAAGUCUGACCAGCGCUCAGCUGAGGAGGGCCGAGGGAGCUAAAGGUAUUAAUGAAGGAAUUGUGGAUUUGCAAAAUAACUGCCCACCUCCUUUUUCUGUUGAGUGUUGCACUAAAACAGACAGCCAAUACACACGCGCGCAUACACACACACACACACACACACACUCUGCAGAUCUGAUUAUUCUGGACCAAUCACACAACAUAGUGAUACCUAAGACACUGCCAAAACCUGCUAUGAGGCUUGUCUGACAAGCACAGUGCAGCACAUAAAAAGAUACAGGUACAAAAGCUUGUAUCUCUAUAAUACUUGGUGUUUGUGGUGUCCUUGAUUUUCAAAAGUACAUAUUAUAUGACACAACCUCAUGGUUGAAAGAUAUUUAAAGAACAACAUAUUUAUCUAGUUAUUCACACAUAAAAUAUAUAAAAAUUGCAAAUAUUCUUUCAAUAAUAUAUAUAAAAGAGAUAAUAUUGUCUGUCAUAUUGAAAGAUGUCUAAAUGGAUCCUUUUUUUGGAAACAGUACAGAGCAGAGAUAUGCCUGAGUGAAAGCAGGGUUGCUAUAUGUAGUGCCAUUGAUGCCUCCCAGAGCCCUAAUACCCCAACUCCCUUAUUUAAUAUAUGAUAAUGAUGUCUGUGGAAAGCUUGUCUGUAACUGCCUUGUUCAUUUUUUCAAUCAUUCCUGCACCUCCACAUGGGUGUCUCAGUGUCAGGGUAUUCUCUUUUGUUCUCAGCGAGAUGUCCUUCUCUGCUACUUCUGAAAGGUACACUGUUUAAUGGGGCCAAUGUUUUUGAAAAUUAUGCAAACCUUUAGAUCAAGCACAAGAACAUUAUUAUAAAGUGAAACCAUAGCUUGCAGUGCAAGUAGCUUGGACCAAAUACAUCUCACAAAGCAAAGGAUCAACAUUUCUUUGACAAUUCUUUACAUCCCAUGGGGAAUGGUAUGAAUUUGGAGAAAGCAAUGACUCGGCGGCUCACAUUAAUUUAAGCAUUUGUUUAAUGUGCUGUAUGAGUUUAUUUAAAUUAUCAUCGAGGUUUAACUCUGUUGUAUAUGUUUUAUCUGCAGUGCUAAUGUAGGCAAACAGUAAAUGAAGGCUAUGGGAGCUAAAGUUAAGAAGGUUUUGCGUAAUACCACUACUACUGCUACUAUUAGCCCCUAAUCCUUUGAUUUACUGUUAGCAAUGUUGGCAUGUUUGGGUGAAGUAUUCCUUUAAACACACUGCCAAUCCUCUCUUAUGUCCAAUUUUUGGGGUUUUAUAUCAGUUUCUUUGUGUGUGAGCAUGUGUGCCUUGCAUGUGUGGUGUAUAAAGUGAGUGCAUGACUGAGACUUUAUAAAUAAGAAGGCAUUGUGAAGUGUGGGUCAGGUGCAAAUGUAGUGAACAUGAGAUUUAAAAAGGACCUUAAAUGACUUACUGACUCAUUUGCGUUGUUUACUUUUAUAAAGUAGCAUCUGUUUUACAUAAUUUCCCUCAUAAGAGACACAGUAGCAAAAAAAACUAUCUUCAGUUCAGAAUAAUUGCAGUGCUGUUGCCAUAGCAACCACCAUUGUCUUGCCACCCAUCUAAGUGUUAGGAAAGCACAAAGUGAAUGUAGACUCUGUGCUUGUUUAACCUGAUAAAUAUAUCCCUGCAUUGAUCCUACCCCUUCAUUUCCAGCCAUUGAGCAGUCAGUGCUGGGAAUGUAGCUAUUCAACCCUCUAGUGUUCUGCAGUGUUUUACAGAACACAGUGGAGGUCAGAGAUAAUGACUGGUUUAUCUUCAGGAGGGAUGAGACCUGGUGAGUGGUGGUAGAGCUUCACAUUUAACCACCCAGCAUGAAAUAUCUCACUUGUAUGUGUUGGACAUCUGGCACAAGAAACAUUAGCUAUGUCUGAAAUGGCGUAGUUUUAUUGCGAGUGUGGUCACAGUGGGAAAAUCACCACAUGAAAUGUACUAUUAAUUCCCAGAUAAUUUACUAAAACCAACAAAAAACAAAAGUUUUGACUGUUUUUCAACUUUUUGCACUAAACGUUCACAGCCUGCUGUAUGUAGGGGAGGGAGGCACCAGAAUGUGCUGUGAUUUAUAUUUCACUGAAAGGCUGAGACAUAGAGUGAGAACACUGCUUUAAACCAAACAUUUUGGGUUUUUUUGCUCCUCUGGCACAGUUCAGUGCAAUUUCGGUUACCCUAAAAAAUUAUCUACUACAUAGGGAGGUACAUGGUGUAUAGUAUAUAAUAUAUAGUGCAUAGAAUGCUAUUUGAGACACAGCUAUUAUCAGGAGAGAAAACAGUUCACUCAGUGGCCAUCUUGGCAAUGCCUCCAGGUAUUAAUAUCUGAAUGUUGAGAGACCUAUAAACCCACAACUGACAGCCAAGCAGUCAUUUCAAACAAUUAUUUAAAAUCUUUGUUGAAAUCCGACUAAAAAGGCAUAAUAAUAACACCAACCUUCUGUAUGAUUUUCUGUGUUAGCUGUGAUUGUCAGACCAAAGGUUAAUGAAUGCCGCCCUACUUUCUGCACACAUAAUGACUUCUACACCCUACAGCCUAUGUAGUUCACUAUAUGUGCAACAGGAAGCCAUACAGGAUUCACCUUGAGCUAGGUUUGCUAGCUGUAGAGGUAAGUAGGAAUCUAAACUAAGGCUAAUGAUGUAUUCGCUAAUGUAGUAGGAAGCAUGCUGGCUUUAGAUGGACUAUGUAAUUAAAUAAAGAGCUUAUGUGUAGCUGCUCUGCAGCUAAACCACAAUAAACCGUACGUUGUAUCGUCAUAUCUAGUUGACAAGUUAAGAGUUGCGAAGUCUGACCUGUUUUGAACUGUCACAAAGACAGCAGUAUCCUAAUUGUGUGCUUGCAUCAGUGUAAGAAUAUGAUAAAUCUGACUUAUUCCGUGACUUAUUCCCACUUUGGCUUUAAUAAUUGAUUGGGACUUCCCAUAAUACAGCCAUGGGUUGUUUUGACCAGUGAACUGUCGCCUCACUUUAUAAUGUCUCUGGAGGAACCUUCUAGAAAGCACUGCCAAGCAGAGAAAACAUAGCCAAUUUAAAUUAGUUAUUUUAAACAAACUCCCCAAAAUGACCUUUACAACUAACAGUUUCCAAGUGUCAAAUCAUGUCAAAUCACUAGACUUAGUCUAUGCAUUAAAGUUUUAGGUAACAAUUUUUUAUUGUUUACAUUGUGGAUUAUCUACACAAAACAUGAUGUUGAUGAUGAUGUCACUGUUCUUAUAUCCUAAUUAGGAUACAGUAAGUGUACAAUAAGUUACAGCCACAAUUUUAUUCCUGAAUGAUUUGAAACAAGUCUGUUUUAAGGUUGAAAAAUUUGCAGACUGCAGGACCAGUGAAUGCUGCACAGAUGUUGUGAGAGGCUCUGAAGCUGUGUGUGAGAUGCCAAAGUGGCUGUCAAUAAGAACUAAGUAGAAGCAUAAGUGGGAGCAUGUAAACAAAGCACAUGGAGAUCAUGCUUUCAUGCUCACACACACACACACACACACACACACUGCACUGAUGUCUGACCUCACCCAAACCAUGACUCCAGAGCUGUAGAUAGGAAGCAGUGCAUGUUGGAAAAGAUCUCUCUUGUGCCAGCAUGUGUCUUUGAUGUGAUUUUCAAAAUGUUGUCUUUUUGUUAUUUAUUUUGAUAUUUGGUAUUAUUUUCUAUUUUUGGAAGGCUUGUGAAUAUAUAAAUAUGUAUUACUGAUGUGUAGUGACACAGAGUUCUAGCAUGAGAGACUUUUUUUAUACACAGAUGUUUAUAAUUUCUGUUUUUCUAACUAUUAUUGUUCUUAUUGGGGAUGAAAGUGAAACUAAUAGCAUUUUGCUGU
Pangasianodon hypophthalmus (striped catfish) is the source of this 9368-nucleotide messenger RNA. It is a transcript of the gene unc13a, whose product is annotated as unc-13 homolog A (C. elegans). Gene Ontology annotation, cellular component: synaptic vesicle membrane; plasma membrane; terminal bouton. The transcript is spliced from 43 exons. Lineage: Eukaryota; Metazoa; Chordata; Actinopteri; Siluriformes; Pangasiidae. The coding region runs from base 312 to 5618 and encodes 1768 amino acids. Gene Ontology annotation, molecular function: syntaxin-1 binding; diacylglycerol binding; calmodulin binding. Gene Ontology annotation, biological process: neuromuscular junction development; dense core granule priming; synaptic transmission, glutamatergic. The record is from RefSeq and is a predicted model, not a curated record.